Cucurbita moschata (crookneck pumpkin) is the source of this 4263-nucleotide messenger RNA. Its product is annotated as dentin sialophosphoprotein. The coding region runs from base 114 to 3842 and encodes 1242 amino acids. Lineage: Eukaryota; Viridiplantae; Streptophyta; Magnoliopsida; Cucurbitales; Cucurbitaceae. The record is from RefSeq and is a predicted model, not a curated record. The transcript has 12 exons.
AUUAAAGAGAGGACCAAAAACAACACGGAAAUCUGAGAGGCAAAUUGAAAUUGUUCCUGUGUUCCAUCUGGGUCCCAAAACCUGGUUCGGCACCUGCAUCUCUCUUCCUCACAAUGUAUGGCGGCCCAUCCAAGCUCGCUCGGGCCGGCGGCGGCGCUGGCCGCGGAGCCAGCGGAAAGCGGCCGCCCUCCUCUUUUCCUCUACCACCUGCUCACCGCCCCUCCGGCCGUCUCUCUCUCGGCGGCGGUGGCGCCGGUUCUGGCGCAAAUCCUCGGAAUCGAACCUCCACCGCAGCCAAAUCCGAAGCCCCUCUAUCCGUCGAGGAGAAUUUCAGUCUCGUUACCGGUAACAAUCCUUUGGCUUUUGCUAUGAUAAUUCGGUUGGCUCCCGACUUGAUCGAAGAGAUCAAGCGGGUUGAGUCGCUGGGAGGAACUCCGAGAAUUAAGUUUGAUGCGAAUGCCAAGAAUUCUAGUGGUAAUGUCAUUGAUGUUGGGGGUAAAGAGUUUAGGUUCACAUGGUCACGUGAAGUUGGUGAUCUUUGUGACAUAUACGAAGAACGUAAAAGUGGCGAAGAUGGAAGUGGUUUGCUUGUUGAAUCAGGCAAUGCUUGGAGAAAAGUGAAUGUGCAGCGUAUCUUGGAUGAAUCAACUACAAACCAUGUUAAGAAGUUGUCUGAGGAAGCUGAACGAAGAUCUAAAUCUCGCAGAGCUAUUGUCUUAGAACCUGGGAAUCCAUCUAUGAAGAAUCAAAUAAAGCAAUUGGCUGCUGCCGAAUCUAAUCCAUGGAGGAUGCAUUAUAAGAAUAAGAAAGAGCCUCCAUUUAAAAAGCAGAAAAACGAAUUGUCUCAAGUUGGGCCUCCAAAAUCUACAUUUAAGCCUGGCAUGUCAUCAGUACCUGCUUCCAAGGAGAGGCUAUCAUCUUCACCUGUUCCAUCUCCACCCGAGCAAUCUGGUGCUCCAAUAUCUCAAUUCGGAUCUGCAAAUCCCACUAAGACUCAUUGUAUUGCAGAAGAUAUUAAACCUCGACAACCAGCUAAGAUUAAUGCUGCUGCUAGCAGUGAGAAGGAAAUUCCAACCAAAGCCGCAAAAGGAGUUCUGGAAGCACCAGGACAGGAAGUGAAUGCCGGAGCUAAACCAACAGAUUUGCAAGGAAUGUUGUAUAAUUUACUCUUGGAUAACCCCAAGGGGAUGAGUUUGAAGGCAUUGGAGAAAGCUGUUGGCGAUAAAAUCCCAAAUUCUGUAAAAAAGAUUGAGCCAAUCAUUAAAAAAAUUGCAACCUACCAAGCUCCAGGGAGAUAUUGUUUGAAGUCAGAAGUUGAGUUGGAAGGCUCUAAAAAGCCUUCAUCUGAAGGUGAAAGCUCUCCUUUAGUCAGCCAUCAACAAACCCCGGUACAUGAAGACUUCCAUGAUCAACCUGUUCCAGAAUCGCAAUUAGAAGCAAGACAUGUCAUUGAAUUGGAGGAAAAGGUAGAAACCUCUCAAGCAAACAAAGAAUCAAAUUUCUUGGAGAAAAAUGGCAUCCAACAGAAUUCACCCGAUCCUUUUGCUGAGAAAAAAGGCUCUGAAAAUAGCGAAGGCCAGGCAGCUAGUUCUUCUGACAAUGAAAGUGACAGUGAUUCUGAAAGUGAUAGUAGUGAUAGUGGAAGUGAUAGUGGGAACCGUAGUAGGAGUAGAAGUCGAAGCCCCGUGGGUAGUGGGAGUGGGAGUAGCAGUGAUAGUGAAAGUGAUGCACCUUCUAAUAGCAAGGAGGGUUCUGAUGAGGAUGUGGAUAUCAUGACUAGUGAUGAUGACAAAGAACCCAAGAAUAAAUUGCAAGCUUCCGUACAGGGUUUCUCUGCGUCUCCUGCUGCUUGGAAAAGUCCAGAUGGUGGGGCUGUGUUGAACAUAGACGAUGAGAAGGAAGAUGGUCACGAAUCUGAUGCAAUUGACAUCGAGAAAGAUUCUUCUGAUGAUGAGCCAGAAGCUAAAAUUGAUGAUCGUAGUUUACCUCCUACAGGAGAAGGUGGAAGACCUGUGGAAGAAUCAAGAUCCUUGUCACCAUACCCUGAUGAAUUCCAAGAGCGCCAAAACUUUAUUGGGAGUUUGUUUGAGGACAGGGAAAAUACUGUUGUGGAAAGUUCCAGGCAUGAACAAUCUGACAGCACAGAUAGGAUAUCUAAAGGCAAGUCUAAAAGGAGCUCUGAGUUGGAGUGCUUUGAAGAGAACGCUGUUCAUACUAAGAGAUUAAAAUUAGAAAGCUCAUCUCAACAACCUGUUUCUGGUAAUUGGGGAGCCCAAUUACAGAGUUCUCGCAAUUUAUCUCCUAGUAAACUCAACAGAGAUUCUGCAAGGAACCCUACCAGUCAAGUUACUAAUAAAGGUGAGUUGAAGGGCAAUUCUGAUUUUAGACCAAAAAUGGGAAACAAAGAAAUAGUUUCAGAAAAAAAUUGUUCAGAUGUUUCACAAGCAAGUUGGAGGCCCCAUGAUCAAAGUGGAGUGAGGGCUGUAGAUACAGCAGUUAGACCCGACAAGCAUGGUGAGAGCAUUGGACGUGGCGGUAAACACAGUGAAAAGGGUGGUCAUGCUAAUGAAAGUUUUCAUGCGUAUAAAGAUAGAUUUUAUGGAAAUGUUGAAAAUGAAGGGAUGAAUGAGAAAAAAGUUUCAAGAAAUUCUAGAUCUGGUGGUCCAGGAGACAAACAGAUACAACCCUGUGACUCCCAUCUUAGUAAACCAGGUGACAUAGUUGGAAAAUUCAAAGAUGGCAAAACGUUUUCAAGUUCGCAGAUGGGGUACUCACCAAGGGAUAAUAAUAAUAGAAUUAGUGCCGACAGGUCCCCAGUUAAUGGAAAAGGCCGUAUUCUCCAAAGAGAGCAUUCAGACCUUGAAUUAGGUGAACUUCGUGAGCCCUUUCCUGAGGAAGUAUUGGGUAAAAAGAAAUUUGAAAGAAAUAAUUCAUCGAAACAGUUGGAGAACAAAGGGCACACUUCAGAUAUCUGGAGUUCAGAGUUAAAUAAAGGAAAAUCUAAUUUGAAGGCUAGUUUAGAUAAUGGAAAGCGGUCCUCACCCCAUAUAAGUACCAAGUUUCCAAGCAAUCCAGAAGUCUCAAAUCAAAAGAAGAUUUCAGAACAUAAAGUUGAAGAUUUGACGAGGGUAAACCACCGGCCUCCGCAGUCUCAUCCACAAGGACCACAAUAUAGUUCAAGAGUAGAUCACGUUGAAGUUGAAAAGCCGGUUGAUGCAAAUGUAAAACCUAAUCAAGGGAUUGGUCCAGAAAGCUGUGGGGAAAGCAACAGGAAAGCAUCUGUUGGCAUUUCCCAGCUGCAUGAUAUGAAACGAGAACAGCUUCCCUCAAAAAAAGGAAGUAAAAGACAAGCACCUAAUCAAAUAACUGAAGUUACUGAUGCACUAAAGAACCCGAUAUCAGCUGAGCAUGAAAAUAGUGAUCUAAAGAGAAGAGAUUCUUCUUCAGAUGAAAACAGUUGUUCAUAUUCCAAGUAUGAAAAGGACGAGCCAGAGUUGAAGGGAGCAAUCAAAGAUUUCUCUCAGUACAAGGAAUAUGUACAGGAGUAUCGUGAUAAAUAUGAAUGUUACCUGUCCUUGAACAAAAUCCUAGAAAGCUACAGGGCUGAGUUCUGCAAACUCGGGAAGGAGCUUGAUUCUUCUAGGGGACAAAAUUCAGACAAAUACUUUAACCUUUUAGAACAGCUGAAAGAAUCUUAUCGGCUGUGUUCAACGUUGACUCAAAUAAAGAGUAAUUUGCAGAGGCAUAAGAGGUUGAAAAAGAUAUUCGUUGUUCUCCACGAAGAGCUGAAGCAUCUAAAGGAAAGGAUUAAAGAUUUUGCACAAACUUAUGCGAAGGAUUGAGAUUGGAUGUGUUUCUAUUCGAGCAAUCGGACGCUCUUUAGACGAUCAUGUCUGACUUGGGGUAGAGGUCGUUAAGAGGUAGAGGUGGAUGCAAGAACUGCAUCAAUGAAUUUCUGUGCAUAGUAAAAUGAGUCAAAUCUUUUUUUUUUUUGCUUGCUACCUUCUCCCCAACCUCAAUAUAGAAACAUGUACAUUUUUUCUUUUUGCUCUCUCCCCUCUCUCUCUUGGAAUGCAUUUUCCUUUAUUUAGCAACGUAGAGAGGUUGGACUUUUGUUUUAGUUUAGCCUGACCUCUUCCUGUAUAGACUUGUGAGGCUUCUUUUGAGUAUGGAUAUAAUCUACUUUUGUAGGUUGUACAAAUUUUGAACGUGUAAAAAAUGUUCCCAAUAACUGUGAAUAUGCUAAUGUCAUUUGCGAUCAUA